Pelagomonas calceolata is the source of this 871-nucleotide messenger RNA. The record is from the annotation of a GenBank genome assembly. Lineage: Eukaryota; Pelagophyceae; Pelagomonadales; Pelagomonadaceae.
GAGAGCCGGCGCUGCGGAGUCUGGCCGAGUGGUAAAAGAGCUCCCAAAGAGCCGCAUCGCUGCCCCCUCAGCACCACUGCACAAGAGGCGAACUGUUGUGCACAACACGCUUCAGCCCCGCCAAACCCCCACCGCAGCAACGAAACGAUGGCCGACGGAGCAGCCGAAUCGACGAAGGAGCUGACGGACGAGGGCGCGAAGGUCACUACCGUGGCCGAGGGCACCGAUGCGACAGCCGCGCCUCCGGCCGAGCCGGUUGCCUCGCCGCCGGAGAGCAUUGCCAUCUUCUUCGACGGCGAGCCCAUGGCCGGCAAGGCCGAGACGUGGACGACCGAGCACGUGGCCGACGCCGCCACGCUCCAGUUCGUCGGCCCCCACGCCCUGCCCCUGCCGCUCUUCGACAAGGCGGGCUUCUCUAGCGCGAUGGGCAACCUGGUCGGCUCGUUCCCAGACCUCACGUUUAACGCCACCAAGGUGGCGCCGACGAAGCAAGAAGACGGCUCCUGGGCGGCGGACAUCGUCGUGACGGGAACACACUCGGGCGCCGCGUUCACGCCGAUGCCCGACAAGCUCCCAGCCAUCGAGACGACGGGGACGGCCGUGAGCAUCGGCCCGGAGACCUUCACGGUUUGGGCGGACGACGCCGGCAAGGUGGUCAAGAUCGAGAUCAUGCCGAAGGAAGCUGGCAACCCGCAUGGCCCGCCCGGCUUCUACCUCGGCAUCGGUGGCGACAUCUCCGCACUGGCGCCGCCAGCCGCCGAUGGCGACGCCCCCGCCGACGCCCCCGCCGAGGCUGCGUAGGAGCCCCCAUCGUCCUGCUGACCCGUAAGAAUCUUCCGCUUACUACGCCGGUGGCGCGCGAGCGGUUGUA